Messenger RNA from Aplysia californica (California sea hare), 2599 nucleotides. RefSeq names its product universal stress protein Slr1101. The record is from RefSeq and is a predicted model, not a curated record. Lineage: Eukaryota; Metazoa; Mollusca; Gastropoda; Aplysiida; Aplysiidae.
UGUUUGCGACCUGUCUUGUGAGGAAAUACCUGGCGUAUGUGCGGCACGCACGCAGGUGACUGGAGUGGAACGAAUAAGAUCUACCAGCAUUCUGUUGACCUGGACUGAAGCGCUUGCGUGCGACCUGGCAUUACUUAGUCUUUAGUUAGUACCGGCAGAAGCUUACAACAGAGCGUAGUGUGGCAUACUUUUUCUCUUCUUGACGCUACCAUACUUAAACAUCAAAAUGACUGAAGGAAGAAAUGUUGUCAUUGCCAUGGACGAGAGCCAUCACUCUGAUGAUGCGUUCGAAUCCAUGGUGAUGACUGACGUCAGUGUGGUCACCGACCUGCUCCACGACGAGGAGAAGAGGAUCAAGGGAUUCCUGGAGCAGCUGGGCCAGAAGCUCAAGGCCGCCGGGAUCGGCGGCAAGGUGAAGAGCGUGGGCGGUAACCCCGGAGAGGUGGUGGUCAAGGUCUCCGUGGAGGAGAAGGCCAACCUGAUCGUGCUGGGCUCGCGCGGUAUGGGCACCAUCAGACGCACCCUGCUGGGCAGUGUGUCGGACUACGUGAUGCACCACUCACACAUCCCCGUGCUGGUCUGUAAACACCCAGACGUCCACAAGCACUGAGCUGUGAGCUGUGAGCUCAUGGAGACGAGGAUGAUGGUGGUCAUGGUGGACGAUGACGACUAGUGAUGGUGGUGGUGCGGAGUGAGAGAGAGAAGAGAAGAUGGAUGAAUGGAUGGAGGAGGGAUGAGAGAGCACAGUUGUUUUGCGCAGUGCAAGAGAUUUGUGGUUUGACAGGAAGUUCUUUCUUUUUCUUUAAAAAAAACUCAAUUUCUUAAAAGGGUUUUCUAACUCGACUUUUUUUGGGGGGGGAAAACUUAAAAAAAUGAAUUCAUCUUUAUUUUCUUUUUGAUCUUUUAGUAUUGGAAUGCAAGCAAAAACUGUUUCCAUAAACGGGUAUUCGAUUGGUUGUGAUUCAUGCCCCCAAAAAACUAAGAUUAAGACGUUUAUGGUUUUUGUUUGAGGGGGGGGAGGGUAUUUUCUAAUCCUAAGUGCAUUAAGUGCCUCUUAUAACUCUAUGUAUGUAUGCAUGAAAGAUAUGUGUGGUGCUCGUGUUCUUUAUUUUGUUUUUUUGUGCUGUUUGUCUGUCACACUAGAAGAAACCAAACUGUACUGCAGAUACAUGCAUUUGGUUAUUUUGUAUUUUGCAAAGCUGAUAUUAAAUGCGUUUGCAAGGGAUCAGCCAAUCAGCUUUUUAUUUUAUUCUUUUGUUGGACAAUCCAGAGUCUUCGUGAGGCUGCGCUCAGUUUAUCAAUGAAUGAUGCGUGCUUUAUCUAAUGGGGCCAAAAUUUUCCAUGCCAUGGAAGCCAUCUUGGUUCCAACUGACAAUGUGUGAUGACUAAGCUUAACAGAAAAGUUUGAUAUUUUCUAGAAAGUUCUUCCAUGUGCUCAGAUCAAUGUUGUACCCCUGACUUACAGUUUGAUACAUUUAAUGUGACAGUAAUCUUUACCGACUGUUCUCAUUUCUGCGUGACCUUUGGAGCUUCGAGAUGUCUGUGUCUUUUGUUCCUCUUCUGUUGUCGUAUACUAGUCAGGAUCAGCAAGCAUGCGAGCAUUUCUACGCUCGGUAUUCCUGCACCCACAUCCAUCAUAGUUGUAAUCAACACUAAGCAUCUAUACCUUAAGCUGAACACCAGUUAUAUAAUUUACAAAGUUUGUAAAGAGAACUGUUACCUACUUUGUGUCGCUGUAGAUUAGAUUCAAAAUAAUUAAUGCACCCCUUGUUUUGUUUGAACUGGACCAAGUGUGUUUUGUAGCUUUGUCAGUAAUGCAGCAUGUCUUGUAGCAAUAAGUGGAUGAAAACCAGUGUGUUUAAACAUCGACUUGUCAAUGUCAUCACUCUAGAAUACACUAUUGGUUUGGAGCAUAAGUAGCUGGGUGAAAAGACUUAUGUGGCCAUUGUGGGUGAAAGUCACCGUUAUAAUAUAAUUAUACACCAACGUGUAAGCAGAAUUGAUAUAAAGAUAAGCAUUAUUUUACAUAGUUGGCGUUCUUUCUUCGAGUAUUCGUUCAUGUUAUCAUAUCUUUUCUGUUGCAAAAAGAAGAGAGCAGCUUUGUGAAACCCUGUUUUAUUGGGUGAAUACAGGAGUGGCUUUUUUAUUUUGCAAUGGUGAGAUUAUAUUCAUAAGAUGUGCUGUUUUGCUUUGACUUUUUUCCAUGAGUGAGUUUCUCUGAGCAGUGUUGGAACUAAAACAGAACUACUCUGUGAAUUGAUCUCGCUCUCCAUGGGGAAUAGCCCACACGUACAGUUCACUUUAUGAAAGUAAUUUGCAUUUAUUAGUUCAUCAUUCAUCAUCACCGCCUGUUUCAUUGCCAUUUUUCUAACUUUUUUUUUAUUUGAACAAUCUUUCUGGAAAUAAAAAAACCUGUGUUAACGGUUUCUUGCUACUAAAAAAGAAUUAGGUCUUAUUUUUAUUUUUCCAUCUUUUCAAUCUUCAUUGCAUUUCAUUGUCAUUGGUAUUGCGGAGGACAUUUUUUUUCGUAGGAAGCUUUGCCUAUGUGAAAGAAUGUCUGCAGGAUUGAUGACCGACUAUUAAAGAAACCAAAACUUCC